UUGAACUUUUUUUUACUUCUGCUCGUCCGUUGAGGAAUAAAGUAUAAACGGCCAGUGGCCAUCUGUAAAGUCAGCCACGUGGCGAGGGAUUCCCAUGUUCUGUCUUAAAUAUCUUCGAAAUGCCUUCGAAGUUUUGCAAUUCGACAAAUCAAGAAAGAUGCUUGGAACUGUUGGCCCAAGAGUUAAACGUGCUGGAUUAUAAUUACGUAUUAAAACCAAAAGAAAAUCUCACAGUGAACUUGAUUAACCUGAGUUACGACCUGUUGAAUGAUUUGAAAAAGCUCAAGGUCAAGUUUAGUAAGCUGACUGAAGACAAUUUAAGGCUCGGCAGGUUGUACGACGGAGCUGUUCAGGAAAAAACAAAAUUUGAAAAGCUUUCAGCUAAAGAGAGCGAAUCUGUCUGUAACUUACAGGACAGAGUCAAAACCCUCACUUUGCAAAAAGAGUCGGCUGAAAAGGAACUUAACAAGUCCAAAACCGAGGUGAACCGCUUGCUCAAAUCAUCGAAUGUUCAGAAAUUGCAGCACGAACAUGACCUGCGGAGGAAGGAACAGCUUAUCGACCGGCUCAAGAGUCAAUUGGAAGUCUAUUUGGACAACGACGACCUGGAAAAAGCUCCAGCAGCACACGCGAAGUUAGACCCAGGUCCGACUCAUCCUUCAAAGGAAGAUUUGGAAUUGUUCAUCAAGACUUUGCAGAACAACUUGCAAUUCACAAACCAAUUGGCCAGAAAGGAAAGAGUUUCCUCUGCGCACGUUUUCGGACGCUUUCCUACAUUAUCCAUCACCAGAACUACUGAGCGAAAUGGAGAAAAAUUUUGAAUUAAUUAUUGACCACUUAU
This is a messenger RNA of Cimex lectularius (bed bug), 841 nucleotides long. RefSeq lists its product as uncharacterized. Lineage: Eukaryota; Metazoa; Arthropoda; Insecta; Hemiptera; Cimicidae. Bases 120 to 821 code for a protein of 233 amino acids. The record is from RefSeq and is a predicted model, not a curated record. The transcript has 2 exons.